Diprion similis is the source of this 1450-nucleotide messenger RNA. It is a transcript of the gene Tgt, whose product is annotated as queuine tRNA-ribosyltransferase catalytic subunit. The transcript has 7 exons. The record is from RefSeq and is a predicted model, not a curated record. Bases 5 to 1198 code for a protein of 397 amino acids. Gene Ontology annotation, cellular component: cytosol. Gene Ontology annotation, molecular function: tRNA-guanosine(34) queuine transglycosylase activity. NCBI's taxonomy places the organism in Eukaryota, Metazoa, Arthropoda, Insecta, Hymenoptera, Diprionidae.
CGCCAUGGAGCGCAAACACCUAUCGCGAGUCCCUUUGACUUUUAAAAUCGCAGAAAAAUGCAUAAGUUCGAAAGCUCGAACCGGAUUAAUGAUCCUACCGCAUCACGAUGUUGACACUCCGGUAUUCAUGCCGGUUGGCACGCAGGGAACCCUGAAGGGGCUGCUGCCUCAGCAGUUGGAAAAAUUGGAUUGUCAAAUAAUUCUUGGAAAUACGUAUCACCUUGGAACGAGACCGGGCACAAAAAUUUUACAAAUGGCAGGUGGCUUGCACAAAUUUAUGAAUUGGAAAAGAGCUCUUCUCACAGAUUCUGGUGGAUUUCAAAUGGUCUCUUUACUUCAACUCGCGCAUAUCACUGAAGAGGGUGUAACAUUCCAAUCUCCCUAUGACGGAUCUGAAUGUGUGUUAACACCGGAACACUCGAUUGAGAUACAAAACACAAUUGGUGCAGAUAUCAUAAUGCAGCUCGACGAUGUGGUUCAUGCGAAAGUAACCGGACCUCGAGUUGAAGAGGCAAUGCAUAGAACCACGAGAUGGGUAGACAGGUGCCUUGUAGCUCAUCAAAAGUCUGACGAACAAAAUAUUUUCCCUAUUGUUCAAGGCGGACUGGAUCCGCAGCUCAGAACGGAGAGUGCCAAAUUGUUGACACAGCGGCAAGUCAAUGGCUUUGCCAUCGGAGGUCUGAGUGGUGGAGAAAGCAAGAAUGAUUUUUGGAGAAUGGUACAUUUGACAACAAAUGUUCUACCAGUAGAUAAACCAAGAUAUUUAAUGGGGGUUGGAUUUGCUGUCGAUUUAGUUGUGUGCUGCGCUUUAGGAGUGGACAUGUUUGACUGUGUCUUCCCAACUAGAACUGCGAGAUUUGGUUGUGCGCUGAUACGAACAGGUCAAUUAAAUUUGAGACAAAGGCAGUACAAAUAUGACGCAGCACCGAUAGACGAUUCCUGUGAUUGUUCAACCUGUAAGACCUAUACUCGUGCCUAUUUACAUCAAGUAGUGACACAGGAAACCGUGGCUUGUCACUUGCUCAGUGUGCAUAACAUCAGCUUCCAAUUGAGGCUGAUGAGAGAUAUCAGAGACAGUAUCAAAGAGCAGAGAUUUCCGCAGUUUGUUCAGAAAUUUAUGUCAGAGUUAUACCCAGAUGGAGAAUAUCCAACGUGGAUAACAGAGGCUCUAGAAGCUGUUAAUAUUAAAUUAUCGUAAUGAUUACUUCAAUGCACUAGAAAAUAAAUUUAAUUCAAACUAAAUAGACAAUGUUUGGAUUCCUUGUCGUUCGAUUGGCGGAAAAUAGAGAUCUGCAUUCUGCACUCGGUGUGUACUUUUUCUGCAGCUUGAAUUCGCCGUUACACUUGUAAUUAGUCAAUUUUUUGCUUUUUCUGUGGAUUAUAACCAUAUCGCUGAGUCAGCUUUUUUUGGCUUGUUAUUUUACUGAAACAAGAUCUUAAAAUACGUUUU